AUGGAUGAUGCAGUGGCUCCAAACAGGAUAAGUGGGUUUCAAGUCAGUGAAGGGGGAACUACAGUUUCUCAUUUACAGUUUUCAGAUGACACAAUAAUUCUGCUAAAUGCUUCCAGGUUGGAGGUUAGAAGGUCGUUCAUUAUUCUUAUGCUUUUUGAGGUUCUCACAUGUCUUAAACUGAAUUUAGAGAAGAGUUCCAUGACUAGUAUUGAGUCUGAUGAUAUAGUUCAAGAGUUGUCUUCAGAAUUGGGUUGUAAAAUUAAUAUGUUACCUAUAACACACUUAGGUAUGCCUAUUGGUGCUACUAAAAGGAGUACAACUAUUUUGGAGAUUAUUAUUCAGAAGAUGCAGAAGAAGUUGGCACCAUGGAAAAGAAAGUUUUGA
Papaver somniferum (opium poppy) is the source of this 384-nucleotide messenger RNA. RefSeq lists its product as uncharacterized. The transcript has a single exon. Lineage: Eukaryota; Viridiplantae; Streptophyta; Magnoliopsida; Ranunculales; Papaveraceae. Bases 1 to 384 code for a protein of 127 amino acids. The record is from RefSeq and is a predicted model, not a curated record.